UAGGUAUAAAACGCGCUUCUCGUACUAGGAGGGCCGCAGGGGAUUUUUAAUUAACCCGGAAAGUUAAAGGGAGAGGCAAUAUGAGAAAGCUCAGCAGGGGAGGAUGUCUGUCUUCUUUUAUCCUGAUCUCGUACAUCGCAAUGACGACCUCAGUGACGCUCGAUCUGACCGAGCUGAAAAACAAAAUCUCCCAGCUCAAGGUGAAUCCCAGAGGAAAUCUUUGGGCGACAGGGCAUUUCAUGGGCAAGAAAAGUGUGGAUAGCUCCUUUUUGGAGACUGUCUUUGAAAAUAUAGACGCUCCAUCUGAAGAUAGAGGUGUGAGUCCUGUGGCCAGAGUGGAAGACGUCCGGGCGCUGAUCACCAAGAUGCUGAAAGGCGCACAGCAAACAAGAAAACAGACCCUGGACAUAGAGGGGGGAGAUCCAGCUUGAAGAAAGCCAACCUCUAAGCGGCAGCAUUACAAGCACCGGCAGACGAAGAUCAGAGAUGUAUUAUUUUUGUCAAGAAAACCAAAAUGGGCAGUGAUAUAACCCGUAUUUUCCCGACCCUUGUGUUAUUUAUUGUGUUUCAAUCGUCUUUGUUAUUCAAAAUAUCCCUUUGUUUUUAACAUACUGCAGAUUUCUGUCGUUUCAAUAAAAAAAAGAGC
Fundulus heteroclitus (mummichog) is the source of this 646-nucleotide messenger RNA. RefSeq names its product neuromedin Ba (gene nmba). Gene Ontology annotation, biological process: neuropeptide signaling pathway; positive regulation of hormone secretion. The coding region runs from base 81 to 431 and encodes 116 amino acids. NCBI's taxonomy places the organism in Eukaryota, Metazoa, Chordata, Actinopteri, Cyprinodontiformes, Fundulidae. Gene Ontology annotation, cellular component: neuron projection. The record is from RefSeq and is a predicted model, not a curated record. The transcript has 3 exons. Gene Ontology annotation, molecular function: neuropeptide hormone activity; neuromedin B receptor binding.